This is a messenger RNA of Rhizoctonia solani, 564 nucleotides long. RefSeq lists its product as uncharacterized. The record is from RefSeq and is a predicted model, not a curated record. Gene Ontology annotation, molecular function: phosphoric diester hydrolase activity. Lineage: Eukaryota; Fungi; Basidiomycota; Agaricomycetes; Cantharellales; Ceratobasidiaceae. Gene Ontology annotation, biological process: lipid metabolic process. Bases 1 to 564 code for a protein of 187 amino acids. The transcript has 4 exons.
AUGGACUCUCAUCCACGAGAAGUCGUCACCUUAAUCUUGACCAAUGGAGACGCUCUUGAUGUCAACCAAUAUUGGGUUCCUUCUUUCACAGCAUCAGGAAUUAUGCCUUACGUUUAUACUCCUCUAAGCGGAAGCGUAGCCCGGAAUGCAUGGCCCACACUCGGUUCAAUGAUUUCGAGUGGCAAACGACUUGUGGUCAUUAUGGAUUAUCCUACAAAUUCUGGAGGCGUACCCUGGAUCAUCAGUGAAUUCAAAAACCUGUGGGAAACACCAUUUAGCCAGAUUGAUGCGAACUUUCCAUGCAAAGUAGACCGCGUGAAUGGGAGUCCCAACGAAAAGAUGUACAUGAUCAACCACAGCCUCAAUUAUAAAUUCCUGGGUAGCGACGAUAUCAUAGUCCCUGAUCGAGCCAAGGCACCCACGACAAACUCGGUUGUUUCGAUCAUGGCACAUGCUAGAGGUUGCGCACCCUUGGGAGAGGGCCUUUGGCCCACAUAUGUCCUUCUAGACUGGGUCGACAAGGGAGACCCGUGGACCGCGCUAAAACAAUUCAAUCGAGUAUAA